Cercocebus atys (sooty mangabey) is the source of this 2702-nucleotide messenger RNA. It is a transcript of the gene CDKN1A, whose product is annotated as cyclin-dependent kinase inhibitor 1A (p21, Cip1). The transcript has 3 exons. Gene Ontology annotation, molecular function: cyclin-dependent protein serine/threonine kinase inhibitor activity. NCBI's taxonomy places the organism in Eukaryota, Metazoa, Chordata, Mammalia, Primates, Cercopithecidae. The record is from RefSeq and is a predicted model, not a curated record. Gene Ontology annotation, biological process: signal transduction by p53 class mediator; regulation of mitotic cell cycle. The coding region runs from base 656 to 1150 and encodes 164 amino acids. Gene Ontology annotation, cellular component: nucleus.
CCCGGGCUGGCGGCCCAGAGCCGAGCCGAGCGUGCCCGCGUGUGUCCGUGCGUGUCCACGAGGAUGCGUGUUCGCGGGUGUGCGCUGCGUUCACAGGUGUUUCUGUGGCAGGUGAAUGACGGGCGUGGGUCCGUGCGCGCUCGGCUUGUGCACACGGUAUCUGUAAGUGCGCGGGUGACAGGGGUCGGGAUGUGCCGGAGACCCCGGGCAGAGAGCGGGAUUACCAGUACAGGGAUCCCCGGUCACGCUCCCCGCCCCUGGAAACCCAGCUGGGGCGAGGGAGGGCGUGGACCGGACUGCUCUGAGAGCUCGCCUUUGGCUGCGGUUGGCUGCAGGCCCCAGGCGCAGUUUGCUCGCGUCCUGGGGAUGAAGUCCGUGUCCCUGGAGGGGCCCAGGAGGGGCGAGGAAAGCGGAGUGGAGUAAAUUCGUCUAGGAUCGGUCCUAGGCGGCUCUCGGAUCCAACUGGCGCCGCCCUGGCCCAGGUCCCAGGUUCAGGUCCUCUACGCCACUGUGUCCACCACCUGGCUGGGCACUGAGGUCAGCGCGGGCUGUUUCCCGGCCCUUGGGAAUGUGCCAGGACACGUCCCCUAAGGACAAGCGAGGAGGUGACUCAUUGUGACAAGGAGACCCCAGGGAACGGACUGUAUGAGGCGCCAUGUCAGAACAGGCUGGCAGUGUCCGUCCGAACCCAUGCGGCAGCAAGGCCUGCCGCCGCCUCUUCGGCCCAGUGGACAGCGAGCAGCUGAGCCGCGACUGUGAUGCACUAAUGGCGGGCUGUAUCCAGGAGGCCCGUGAGCGAUGGAACUUCGACUUUGUCACCGAGACACCACUGGAGGGUGACUUCGCCUGGGAGCGUGUGCGGGGCCUUGGCCUGCCCAAGCUCUACCUUCCCACAGGGCCCCGGCGGGGCCGAGAUGAGUUGGGAGGAGGCAGGCGGCCUGGCACCUCGCCUGCUCUGCUGCAGGGCACAGCAGAGGAAGACCAUGUGGACCUGUCGCUAUCUUGUACCCUUGUGCCUCGCUCAGGGGAGCAGCCUGAAGAGUCCCCAGGUGGACCUGGAGACUCUCAGGGUCGAAAACGGCGGCAGACCAGCAUGACAGAUUUCUACCACUCCAAACGCCGGCUGAUCUUCUCCAAGAGGAAGCCCUAAUCAGCCCACAGGAGGCCUGCAGUCCUGGAAGCGCGAGGACCUCAAAGGCCCUCUCUACAUCUUCUGCCUUAGUCUUUAAGUUUGUGUGUCUUAAUUAUUAUUUGUGUUUUAAUUUAAACACCUCCUCAUGUACAUACCCUGGCUGCCCCCUGCCCCCCAGCCUCUGGCCUUAGAAUUAUUUAAACAAAAACUAAGCAGUUGAAUGAGAGGUUCCUAAGAGUGCUGGGCAUUUUUAUUUUAUGAAAUACUAUUUAAAGCCUCCUCAUCCCAUGUUCUCCAUUUCCUCUCUCCUGGAGGUCGGGUGGGCCGGCUUCAUGCCAGCUACUUCCUCCUCCCCACUCGUCCGCUGGGUGGUACCCUCUGGAGGGGUGUGGCUCCCUCCCCUCGUUGUCACAGGGGGUUAUGAAAUUCACCCCCUUUCCUGGACACUCAGAACUGAAUUCUUUUUAAUUUGAGAAGUAAACAGAUGGCACUUUGAAGGGGCCUCACUGAGUGGGGGCAUCAUCAAAAACUUUGGAGUCCCCUCACCUCCUCUAAGGUUGGGCAGGGUGACCCUCAAGUGAGCACAGCCUAGGGCUGAGCUGGGGACUUGGUACCCUCCUGGCUCUUGAUACCUCCCUCUGUCUUUUGAAGGCAAGGGGAAGGUGGGGUCCUGGAGCAGACCACCUCGCCUGCCCUCAUGGCCCCUCUGACCUGCACUUGGGAGCCCGUCUCAGUGUUGGACCUUUUCCCUCUUUGGCUCCCCCUGUAACUUUUGAGGAGCCCCAGCUACCCUUCUUCUCCAGCUGGACUCUGCAGUUCCCCUCUGCUGCUCUCCCUCCCUCUUGUCCUUUUCCUCCAGUACCCUCUCAGCUCCAGGUGGUUCUGAGGUGCCCGUCCCACCCCCAUCCCCAGCUCAAUGGACUGGAAGGGGAAGGGACACACAAGAAGGGCGCCCUAGUUCUACCUCAGGCAGCUCAAGCAGCGACUCCCCCUCCUCUUUUAGCUCUGGGAUGAGGGUCCUGUGUGGUGGCACAGGCCCCCUUGAGUGGGGUUAUCUCUGUGUUAGGGGUGUAUGCCAUCAUACACCCCAUGGGAGUAGAUCGUUCUAGGAGGGAGACACUGGCCCUUCAAAUCGUCCAGCGACCUUCCUCAUCCACCCCAUCCCUCCCCAGUUCAUUGCACUUUGAUUAGCAGCUGAACAAGGAGUCAGACAUUUUAAGAUGGUGGCAGUAGAGGCUGUAGACAGGGCAUGUCACGUGGGCUCCUAUGGGGCUGGGAGUGGUUGUCUUUCCUGGCACUAACGUUGAGUCCCUGGAGGCACUGAAGUGCUUAGUGCACUUGGGGUGUUGGGGUCUGACCCCAAACACCUUCCAGCUCCUGUAACAUACUGGCCUGGACUGUUUUCUCUCAAUUCCCCAUGUGUCCUGGUUCCCCUGUCUCUCCACCUAGACUGUAAACCUCUUGAGGGCAGGGACCACACCCUGUACUGUUCUGUGUCUUUCACAGCUCCCCACAGUGCUGAAUAUACAGCAGGUGCUCAAUAAAUGAUUCUUAGUGACUUUACUUGUAA